Molecule: messenger RNA, 1059 nt
Organism: Penicillium longicatenatum
Lineage: Eukaryota; Fungi; Ascomycota; Eurotiomycetes; Eurotiales; Aspergillaceae
Product: ferritin-like domain-containing protein
Exons: 5
Coding region: 1-1059 (352 amino acids)
Source: RefSeq, a predicted model, not a curated record
AUGAAGGUCACCAAUAUCGCUCUGGCUAGUGCUGCCAUCGGUCUUUCUACGGCCAGCCCAGUCACCAAGCGUGCAAUCAGUGAUGCUGAUAUCCUUAACUACGCGCUGACACUUGAGCAUCUUGAGGCCUCCUUUUACCAGGAAGGUCUCAUGAACUACACUCAAGCAGACUUUGUGAACGCUGGCUUCAAGGAUCCCUUCUAUGCCAAUCUCAAGGAAGUUGCUUCCGAUGAGCUGACCCACGAGAGCUUUCUGACCCAAGCCCUGUCUGCCGCCGGUGCAUCCCCAGUCGCGCGUUGCAACUACUCGUUCCCAUCAACCGAUGUGAAGAGCUUCCUGGCCGUUGCCAGCGUCGGAGUCAGUGCUUACCUCGGUGCCGCCAGCAGCAUCAUGAACGAUACCUACCUCACUGCCGCAGGUAGCAUCCUGACCGUCGAAGCACGACACAGCGCAUACUUACGCGCUGCAUUGGGCGAGAAGCCAUUCGCCCAGCCCUUCGACACCCCCCUCGACUUCAACGAAGUUUACACACUUGCCGCGCCCUUCAUCACUGCUUGCCCAUCCAGCAAUGGAAAGCUUCCAGUGAUGGCAUUUCCUUCUCUUACAAUGAGCUCCAUGAAGACGCUGAUGGCCGGAUCAACCGUCCAGCUUACAGCCGGAAGUGGUUUCAACACCUCCGAUACCAGCAGCUUGUACGCUGCUUUCAUCACCGUCACUGGCCCCGUUUGGGCUCCAUUGAAUUCCAGUGGUGAUGGCAUGUUCACUGUCACCAUCCCUAAUGGAGUUGCUGGACAGAGCUACGUUGUUCUUACUAAGGGAAACACCAUGGCAACUGACGAUAACAUCGUUGCGGGCCCUGCUAUCGUCGAGAUUGGAAUGGCUAUGAGUGGUAUGGGUAUGUCUAUGUCCUCACCAUCGAUGACUGGUGCGAUGAGCAGCACUUCGGCUACAGCCCCGGCCUCUUCAUCCCCAAUGUACAAUGCUGCAGUCCAGAGCAUGUCUGGUAAUAUGUUUGGUGUCUUGAGUGCGGUCGUACUCGUUGCUGUUGCGGUUGUUUAA